UCAGAUCACGUCAUCUGAUGCGGCGUAUAAGGUCGGACAUUGGUCGGACAUCGCUACAUGAAAAUGGCGAUUGUUUACGCAUUGAAACUGUAAAUCUGGGUGUUAUUUUUCGAUUGAGUUAAAUAUAAUGGUGAAGCACUGUUCGUAUGGGACAUGUAAAUCGGAUAGCAGGUAUCCAGAGAAACUUAUGGGAGCAAAAUUCAUCCCAUUUCCGAAGCCAAAGUCUGAUUUGGAGAAAUGUUUACGAUGGAUAUCAUGCUGUCGAAGACCACAUGCCCAGCUUAACGUUGACAAAAUUACGAAGCAUACAUAUGUGUGUUCUAAGCAUUUCAUUUCAUUGGAUGGCCCUUCAGAUGAAUACCCAGAUCCUUGUGAUGCCCAGACUGGUGAACUGCACAGAGCAAGGCGAAAGAUCAUAUACUUGUCUCAACAGUCAAAAUCAGAUGAUUUAAACAGCAAGACCAGUAGUAACAGUACUGAUGAUUCACCAGACUCUCAUGCAAUGGAAUGCUGUUUAACAACACAGACAACUUCAAAUCCUGUCAUAGAUUCCUCAUGCCAAACAGAAGAAGAAUUAUUUUCAUCUAUGGAUGUGCUUUCAUGGGUUGCACAAGUUAGAAAACUGGAGGAAGAAAAUGACAGGUUGCGACAGGAAAUCAGACAGAGAGGGAAAGUUUCUGAUGCUGCUUGCCAAACAGAGAGAGAUACAAAUUUCACUGCUGAAGAAGUUUCAAAGUCAAAGAUCAAAAACUUGUUUGAAUUUUACACUGGAUUAAGUUAUAGUAGAUUUCUCAUGCUUCUUGUGUUUCUCUUUCCAAGUUGUGAAAAUCCAAUCAUUUAUGAAGACAAAAGAAAAGAAACACAUAUUGACAAGUUUCCUUUGUCACAGCAGUUGUUUAUGUACCUUUGCAGACUAAGAAAUGCUUUAAAUGUGAAAGAUUUAGCAUUCAGAUUCAAUAUUAAGGUUCAAACUGUGUCAACAGUAAUUAAUGCGGUAGCGAAGUACAUGUAUUUGAGAUUAGGUUCCUUAAGUUAUUGGCCCCAUCGAAAUACAAUCAUAGGAAUCAUGCCAGAAUCUUACAAACAUGAUUUUCCAAACUGUUUAGCUAUUCUUGACUGUACCGAGCUAAAAACUGAAAAACCUUCAUCAUUGAAACAACAAAGUCAGUGCUAUUCAGACUACAAAUCAUCCAAUACAUUAAAAGCUCUUGUUGUUUGUGACCCAAGAGGGUCAAUUUUAUUUGUUUCGGAUUUAUUUUCUGGAAGUAUUUCUGACAAUGAUAUCAUUGAACAAUGUGGUUUUUAUGAUUAUUUAAAACAUUUGAAAGAAAUGGAGUUUAUUGCUAAUAAUGAUGCCUUAAUGGCUGACAAAGGGUUUCUAAUUGAAAAAGAGUUGGCACUUUUAGAUUUGCAGUUGAAUAUUCCACCCCUUGCAUCUAGUGCUAGGCCAUUUAGUGAAAGCGAUGUAAACCUCACCAGAAAAAUAGCUACUCAUAGAAUACACAUUGAACGUGCCAUCAAUCAAAUAAAGUGUUUUAAAUUAUUGAAAAGAAAAAUUCCUGUGAGCAUGUUUAAUUGUAUUAAUGCACAUUGGUUUGUAGCUGCGAUGUUGACAAAUUUCCAAGAUACUUUAGUAAAGUUUUGAAAAUGAA
Magallana angulata is the source of this 1652-nucleotide messenger RNA. RefSeq lists its product as uncharacterized. The record is from RefSeq and is a predicted model, not a curated record. NCBI's taxonomy places the organism in Eukaryota, Metazoa, Mollusca, Bivalvia, Ostreida, Ostreidae. The coding region runs from base 128 to 1645 and encodes 505 amino acids. The transcript is spliced from 4 exons.